UCGCUCGUAUGAGUCUAACCUCUGCACCCUUGGAAGUUGGCUUGGCCUUCGACACUGGACCCGAGAGCGCGCACGCCGUUCAGGACUAUGCACUAGCGCGCCACAAGUCCGUCCGCGUGGAGCGCGCAAGCGGCUCGGACCGGCGUCUGGUGUGCUCGUCUGAAGUGCCGUGUGGCUUCUUCGUGCAGAUUUACCGCAAGCGCAUGGCCGACAAGAAGACAUACGGCAAGUGGUACAUCGCAUCGCUGGAUCUGACACACUCGGAGGGAUGCAACUCCAAGUGCCGUCUCACCACCCGGCAGGUCGCCGCACUACCAGCUUUCGUGGAGGCCGUGCGGGCCAAUCCCAAGGCCUCGAUCGAGCUCCUCAUGGACCUGAUGCUGGAACGUCACGGCGUGUCACUGCAGAAGCAGCUCCGUCUCGUGUACCGAGCCCGAGACUUGAUACGUAACGGCAAAAAGGUCAAUAGCAACCUGUUGCCCAGUGAAGAUGCGCCGCUGCCCGAAAGACAAUACGUGCGUUGUCGCGCGACAGAAAAGAAGCCGUCGCCCGAGCCCGAAAGACCCAAGAGCGCAGGUAGAAUGACAUGGAGCGACGCGCUCGUUGAGUCACUCCUCAUUGAGCGUCUAGUAAAGCACGGAGAGCAAUUCGUUGACGCUGCAGGUCCGUCGCAACAUCGCGAGUUGUGGGAGAUGAUCCGGAGAGAGUUUAACACCAUGCAUGGCGAGGCAGUCACAGUGACGCAACUGCGAGCCAAGUACAGAUAUUUGCAGGAGCAGUAUGUGAAGUUUCGUGCUGAGGAGGAGAUAGCUGCGAAAGAUCCUAACAAGUUGGUGAUCUACCCGCGUUGCUGGGAUAUGCUGGCCGAGUACUUUGGAGAAGAAGGGGUUCACAACCACGCUGAUGUGGGUGUGGAUGAUGAGGAGGUUCUUGUGAAGGGAGCAACUACCAGUCAAGGAUUCAUCGUACCGGGCCAGUUGGAGGACUCCCAGCUGUCUGCACAGUCAACGGCCCUGGUCCCACAGAUAACCUCUGCACCUCCAGUCAACUCAACUCCACUUCAAGCAAGUCAAAGUCUAGUGGACAGGCAGGCUUCGUCACCUGUGCAGACCGAUAUGGUUGCAAAGAGAAGAAGGCUGAAUAUGUCCGAGACGUCGAUUGUUGCUACUGAUUCGUCUAUUGAGGCCGCUCGGAAGCUGGAGGCCAUCCAAAACCUGCAGAGCGAUAUGGCUCGAUCGAUGGACGGCAUGAAACAAGUAGUCGAGCAGUCGAAUGAGGCCAUUCGCGGCCUCCAGAAGGCGCUGGACCAGUCCAACCAAGUGAACGCUGCUCUGCUGGACUUCCUCAGCCGUCAACCGUCUGCAUAGGGAGAUAGGACUUACAUUUUUAACGUUUUGUUACGCUGGUACGAAUA
Phytophthora infestans T30-4 is the source of this 1414-nucleotide messenger RNA. RefSeq lists its product as uncharacterized. NCBI's taxonomy places the organism in Eukaryota, Oomycota, Peronosporomycetes, Peronosporales, Peronosporaceae. The coding region runs from base 9 to 1367 and encodes 452 amino acids. The record is from RefSeq and is a predicted model, not a curated record. The transcript has a single exon.